This is a messenger RNA of Oreochromis aureus, 2362 nucleotides long. RefSeq names its product formyl peptide receptor 2-like. Lineage: Eukaryota; Metazoa; Chordata; Actinopteri; Cichliformes; Cichlidae. Gene Ontology annotation, biological process: positive regulation of cytosolic calcium ion concentration; complement receptor mediated signaling pathway; inflammatory response. Gene Ontology annotation, molecular function: complement receptor activity; G protein-coupled receptor activity. Gene Ontology annotation, cellular component: plasma membrane. The record is from RefSeq and is a predicted model, not a curated record. The transcript has 3 exons. Bases 527 to 1480 code for a protein of 317 amino acids.
GGUCUGAGGAAUAAAUCUCACCAUAAAUGCCACCUGGUAUCAUUUCUGGAGUUUUAGACUUUGCUGAUAGUAUUUGCCUAAUGUUGCUGAAUUGUGUUGUUUUUUUGUUUUAUUUUGCAUAGUUAUAUUGCAUUGACCUUUGCCACUGUUUAAACUUAACUAUUCCUCAGAUGCCUUAAAAUAUAAUUCAACCAUGCACAAAAGUAGUUAAAUGUAAAAAUAAAAAUAGAUAAACAUGUAAGUUCCAGGUGGAGGCUGGUGGAAGAGUGAGACUGGCUAUGAAUUGGGACCUGUCCAGACCUGUCCUAGCUCCUGCUUCCAAUGAGUUGUGCAUUUAGCCCUGGGCCUUCCGGUGUGCUGUGUGGACGUGUUUCUAGGCUGAGAAGAGCUUGGCUGCGUUGUAUAUAUUGUAAAUAGCUUAAAGAGACCUUUUUUUUGUUGAUCUGGUAGCUGUAGGGGUGGGAAGUCGUUUUCUUUUAGUACGUUUUGGGAUUCCCAUUAUAGUUCUCUUUUUUCCAGCCAAGUAAUGUCUUCCAAUGCAUCUCUGUCCACCAACGAGGAUAAUGAUGACAUCAUCAUCAACUUUGUCCUCUACACAGUGACCGUUGUGCUCGGCAUCACAGGAAACGCUGUGGUGAUCUGGAUGGCUGGAAUCAAACUUAAGCCAGCAGUCAACAAUGUGUGGCUGGUGAAUCUGGCGAUAGCAGAUCUGAUUUUCUGUUUCACACGAAUCUUCUCCAUCAUCCAGAUGAAGUUAGGACGGUGGCCUUUUGGUCUCUUUCUCUGCCAGUUUCAUGGUUUCUUCAAACACACCAACAUGUUCUGCUCUGUCUUCCUGCUGGCUGUGAUCAGUCUGGAUCGAGUGCUUUGCGUCCGUCAGCCCAUCCUCAUGAAGCGUCGACGCACCCUGUUCGCAGCGAGGGUGGUGGCAGUCUGUGUCUGGAUUAUAGCGCUCCUCUUCAGCAUUCCCUACUUCACCUUCCGCAAAAUCUACAUGGACAACAACAACCAAACUAAGUGUAAAAUGGUGUGGGUGGAGAAGCCAAAGGAAAACAAAAACACCAAAGUUGCUCUCUACUCCACGCAAUUCAUAUUCAGCUUCAUAUUUCCCUUUAUGGUCAUUCUCAUCUGUUACAUCCUGGUUGGCCUGGGCCUCCGACGCACUCGCCUGUCAGGGAAAUCUCGGCCCCUUCGUAUAUUAGUAUGUUUGGUCAUUGCCUUCUUCCUGUGCUGGGCACCUUAUCAGUGCCUUCUAUUAGUAGACAUUGUGUAUAAUGAAAACAAAGUGGUGAAAAAGUGGUACUCUAUAACAAAGAGCAUUGCUUACUUUAACAGCUGUGUGAACCCGUUGUUAUAUUUCUGUAUGGGGCUAAAAGUCAAGGAGGGGUUUAGACAGAAACUCAUGAGAGUUUAUAAAAGGGCUCUGGGAGAUGAUAUGGAUGGCCAGAUGGCUCAGCCAACUGAUCCCUCUUUGGAUUAAAGCUCUGGGUUAAAACAGAGAGUUGGCGAAAAGGAGUAAAUUUUACCUUUCCCCAGAAAGAUACAUAUCCUUAUACAUAACCAUUAAUAUAAUAUUGAAAUGCCGAAAUAAUUUUUUGCUUCCAUUAUAUGAUCAAAACCAGUAUUUCAGAGUGAAACAUAAAAGGUGGGAAGACUAGAGUAAUGAUAAUCGAUCAAAUUAAAAGAUUUAUCAACAAAAGCUCAACUAAAGAGGUGUGUGAACUCCUACCUUCCGCUAAAUCUGUUUCACCAUCAUUAUAUUUAAAGUCAAGUCUUAAGAACAGUGAUAAUUUCUUUGUUGUUUAUUUGUUUAUAAUCCUGCAAAAUUCAUAUUGACACCAGAAAGUCAAUCAUUACGUCAUAUUUUACAUAUUAUAUAUUAUGGUUUUGCCUUUUUCUUUUUUCUUUUGUUUAUCUAUAAUUACCUAAUUAUAUAUAAACGGGAAUAAUUAAGUUGUUAACCCUUGGUAAGUUGUUGCCAAAGCAGAAGUCAAAUAUCUUCAAAGGUUUAGGUCUGAGGAAUAAAUCUCACCAUAAAUGCCUCCUGGUACCAUUUCUGGAGUUUUAGACUUUGCUGAUGGUAUUUGCCUAAUGUUGCUGAAUUGUGUGGGUUUUUUUGUUGUUUGCAUAGUUAUAUUGCAUUUACCUUUGCCACUAUUUAAACUUAGUUAUUCCUCAGAUGCCUUAAAAUAUAAUUCAACCAUGCAGAAAAGUAGUUAAAUGUAAAAAUAAAAAUAGACAUGUAAGUUCCAGGUGGAGACCGGUGGAAGAGUGAGGCUGGCUAUGAAUUGGGACGUGUCCAGACCUGUCCUAGCUCCUGCUUCCAAUGAGCUGUGCAUUUAGCCCUGGGCCUUCCGGUGUG